Melitaea cinxia (Glanville fritillary) is the source of this 1416-nucleotide messenger RNA. RefSeq names its product adenylate kinase 8-like. The transcript has 11 exons. The coding region runs from base 1 to 1383 and encodes 460 amino acids. Gene Ontology annotation, molecular function: AMP kinase activity; nucleoside diphosphate kinase activity; ATP binding. Gene Ontology annotation, cellular component: cytoplasm. NCBI's taxonomy places the organism in Eukaryota, Metazoa, Arthropoda, Insecta, Lepidoptera, Nymphalidae. The record is from RefSeq and is a predicted model, not a curated record. Gene Ontology annotation, biological process: nucleoside triphosphate biosynthetic process.
AUGACUGAGACUGAUGCGAGCAAGCAACCUUUGGAAAUACCAGAUUUUUUUCUUCCUUACUUGGAAAGAUAUAGAAUUUAUAAACUUUUUAAGGAUAUGAUACAAGAUUUAGUAAUAAAUCUGCCGAAAGAUCAUCUCAAGCAUAUGAAAAUAUUUCUCGGACGACACCUACACUGCUCCAAGGAUGUUGACAGAGUCAUCUUACUGGUUUCACCGGAGCUUCAUAUUGAUGUGAAUCGAUUAGCAAGGGAUAUGAUAAAAGAUUUCGGAUACUUCGUUAUCACUCGACGCUGCGUAAUGGACCGAUACGAGAAACACGAUAAGUACGUGACUGGAUGUGUUUCUCCUGUCCUGUUGUCCGAAGUCACGAAAAUGAUGACAUCGAGAGAUCCUGUACCGCAAGCAGGGUGGCUUAUGUUUGACCAUCCUUGUACACUGCAAGAGGCGCGCUGUCUACAACAAGAUGGCAUAUUGCCUACUGUUACUUUGGUUCUAACUCCACCAUCACCGGCUGCUCCGAAAGCUGUCGACCCUCGCACUCCAGCGAGGUCAUUCUUUCAACAAGACUUUGAAGGACUUAAGUUAGCUUACAAAGCUACCUUAAAGGAAGUAUACAUCGAGUCAGAAGAUAGUCCCGAGAAGAUAUUAACGAAGUGCUCGAACGCGAUCAACGCUGCGGCCGCAGGGGCACAAGGUCCGGGGCGUGGGCUACAUGCAUGGGGCGCUCCCGGCGUCUACCGUGUGCUAUUAGUUGGACCUCGAGGUUCAGGCCGCAAAACGCAAGCGAUUGCGGCCGCUAGACACUUUGAUAUAGUUUAUUUGAAUUUCGAGGAACUUUUCAAGCAAGCAGAAGUUAGAAAUGACGAGAUCGGUGAAAAAAUGCGGAAGUUUGGCACGAGCGUUCGUAUGAAAGCAGAGAUCGUGAAACGUCGCAUUGCUCAAAAAGAUUGCAUUGAUCAUGGUUGGAUACUCACCGGAUAUCCUUCAUCCGGAGAAGAUUUCGAAUAUUUAGAUCGAAUGCCUACUCCUCCUAAUCGCAUAAUAUUCUUGAACACGGAUUGGGAGGUGUGCAAGGCACGAACGAUGGCCCGCGGCGUGGACUACUGCACGGGGCGGGAGGCGCCGCCCGGCUCCGGGCCGAGGGUGAUGUCUCCGUCGCGUGAAUUCGAGAAAUUGUUGGAUGCUGAGUUAGAUACUUAUUUUUCUGAAAACCUAGCGGAACUCAGAGCUUACGCCGGUAUCACAGCAGUUGAAAUAGACGGCAAUAAAACCAUUGAUCAAGUUCAAGUAAAAGUGCAAGCAGCUAUAAUGGCAGCCCCUAGCAUUAAUAUUGAAUGUUGCUCACAACUUCGAAACGUGCGCGCUGACGAGCUAGCUUUGUAAUUCAAAAGGUAUAAAUAAAAUACAUUGUUCAUA